AUGAAUUUUGGUAAUUCCCUCGAGAAUAUUGUGAGAGACGGUACUCCUGUUAUAUUAUGUGGCGAUUUUAAUUUUCCUGAAAUUGAUUGGGAACUGCAAGUAGCACCUGGGUGUGACAACUUACCCAAUAUUUUCUGCGACAUGAUAAACGAUGCUUUUUUGAGUCAGAUGAAUUAUUCUCCGACAAGGGUUUCUGACUCAACAAGCAACAUUUUGGAUUUAGUUUUUACAAAUCUGCCGGAUCAGCUUUACGGUCUUUCAACAUUCGAUUGUCAACUGAAUACCGAUCAUCUUGGAAUUUCAUUUUUCCUUAAGACAACUGUGAAGCGAACAAAAUUUUCACGUUUUGUGUAUAAUUUUAAAAAGGCUGAUUUCGAUGGGUUAAGAGAAACUCUUGCGCACACACCAUUUGAAAUGCUACUCGACUGUGAUGAUAUCGACCAAUGUUGGGAAAAAUGGAAAGAUGUAUUUCUUACUACCGCUGAAAUGUUUAUCCCAAAAUGUAAGGUUAGAGAUGCAAAGGCACCAAAAUGGAUAGAUGGAGAUGUUAUCAAUCUCUCUAAGUGUAAGAACAGAAUGUGGAAAAAAGCUAAAAAAUCUAACUUAACAAGUGAUUGGGAAAAUUACAGAACUAUUCGUAAACAGCUAAAAACGUUGACUAAAAAGAAAUAUCGUGAACAUCUCGCAACUAUGCAGGAUGAGUUAAAGGAUAAUCCUAGUAAGUUUUGGUCAUUUUACAGAGCCACAACAAAAACAGCCAGGAUACCAAAAAUUGUUCAUCUCAGUGGGGAGAAAGCCUCAACGCCUUCUGCUAAAGCGGACAUGUUGAACAAAUUUUUUGCGUCCGUUUUUCAAAAAUCUGACCAUGGAACAGAGAUAAAUCAUGAUGUGUUUCAUCCUCGAGUUGACGAAUUGCAUAAUUUACAUGUUACUGUUGAAGAUAUCUUGUCUGUAUUGAAGGCCAUUAAUCCUUCAAAAGCUAGUGGACCUGAUCAAAUUCCUGGACGGAUUUUAAAAGAAU
Paramuricea clavata is the source of this 1021-nucleotide messenger RNA. The record is from the annotation of a GenBank genome assembly. NCBI's taxonomy places the organism in Eukaryota, Metazoa, Cnidaria, Anthozoa, Malacalcyonacea, Plexauridae.